AUGACAACAGCCCUCGUCAACCAUUAUGAGCCGCACAAGUUCAUGCCCCUUGCUGAAACCAGCACCCUCAGUGCGCGCUUCAAUCUUCUCCCAGCAGCGAUAUUGCCGAGCUCAAAACCGCCCUCGCUUUCAACGUCGCAUCCUGGGCCGCCGGCUCAGGUCGCAUCGAUAGAUGUCCAUGGUCACUCGGGGUCGAGUGCCCGCUCAAAUCCGUCGCAGAAUGCUCCACCCUCGAACCGUGCAAGCAGUCGGGAUUCUCUCGAGAGCAGCGACCCGUCUCGGGCCGCUGGUGCGGGUGUGAGUGCAGGUGGAGUGCAACGAAGCGAGUCCCACGCCGAGGAUCUCUUGAGGAAAGCCAAUUCGCGAAUCUCGUCGCUGGAAAAAACAAUCGAGUUUCUCCAGAAAGACCACAGCACGGUGCUCAGCGCUCUUCACCAAGAAAUCGAGCGUCUGUCCAACGCAUGCCAUGACGCCUAUUCUCUUAUCCUCCUCAAGCAAGGCAAGUUGUGGGAAGACGAGAGGGUGGUUGAUGUGGUCUCCAAGGACAGCCGCCCAGCGAGCCCACAGCCAAGUAAAAUCGAGAAGGUGGAUUCUGAGGUCACCAUGGUCAUGACGCCUUCUGGCCACGAGCCCGACGAAUACGAAGGACAGAAGCCGCUCUAUCUUCUGCUGGAUAAGCAGAAGAAAAAGUACCAAUCCGUGAUCGAGCGCAUGAGCAAUGAAAGCAAGCGUAAGCAGGCCGAGAUGGAGCGGCUGAUGCACGAGCUGGAGCUCAUGCGGCACGUCCUGACGAUUGCCGGAAUCAAGGUGGAUCUCCCGCAGCUGAAAACCAUGGUCGAGAGCAACCGACACCCAGGAAGCAAAGGCGCCGAGCCCAAAUCUGUGGGCCCCAGCGCAAACGUUGGCUCGGGCUGUGGGGUGGUUCGAGGCAAGGUACUUCCCCCAAUCGAGCGAGACGACCGGCGCUCGGUGAUGGCAGCGAGCAUGGUCGAGGGCCAAGGCGAUCUUGGCAAGUCCCGAAAUCGGAUACCAGCUGCUUCUCACGUUGGGCCGGCCGAGCCAAAGCGGGCUGCUCCAGGCGCAAGUCACUUCCGGGCCCGGGCACCCAGGUCCAAGCUCAAGGCCAGCUGCCUCACCAGCGGUACUCGCGCCGUCGACGAACGACUGCUCUCGGAUGACUUCAAUGGCUGGGAAGAGGACGUAUCGACGCAGCGAAGCUGCUCGGGCCCUUCUCCGGCGCUUGGAAGCGGAGGCAAGGCCUCGGGGCUGGAGUUUACGACCCGGCACAAUCGCAGCAUGUCAUGGAACCACAGCGUCAGCUCUGGAUGCGAAACCCUGGCAGGGCCCGAAGCGCUCGAGUCGAUGUCCGGCCCGCUGCUCCACGACGGACUACCCGAGGACAUCCUCGCUGGAGCCGAAAGCCAUUCGAGACACCAGGUCUCUCUGCCGUCGCUGGUCGAGCCGGCUCCAGAGUCUGAAGCCGUGCUCCCAACUGGUCGGUGCCACCGCAGCCUGGAGGGAAUGGCCUCCAACUGGGAACUGGGAAGUAGUAUCCCGGCGCCAGAUCCUGUCCUGGGCACGGCCGGGUCCAAGCUGAUGCCAGUCCCGCCACAGACUCGGAUGGCUGGCAAAUCCGGCUCAACAACCUGGGUCCGGCGGCAGAUAAGCUCUCGGCAGCUCCGGGAGCAGCAGCGGAAAGAGGUGCAAGGAUGAUGUCGGGGAGCAUUGAUUUGCUGGCGGUGGUGGCGGGAAGGGCUCUGGGUCGUGCUUUCCAGUUUCAUGAUGUGGACGACGGUAUGCUCGAGCACUGAGAGGACACGGCCAGCCUGCAG
Polychytrium aggregatum is the source of this 1832-nucleotide messenger RNA. RefSeq lists its product as uncharacterized. The record is from RefSeq and is a predicted model, not a curated record. Lineage: Eukaryota; Fungi; Chytridiomycota; Chytridiomycetes; Polychytriales. Bases 1 to 1713 code for a protein of 570 amino acids. The transcript is spliced from 3 exons.